AUGACCAUUGAAUCACAUCCAGCAUCUCGCGCCACUCCAAUCCAGACUUUACCUAACGAAUUACUGGCCGAGAUAUUCAAAGCAGGUGCAUCAGAACCAAGAGCAGGUAGUGCUGAUUGUGACAUUCCCUUCCCAUGCGUCGUGUCCAGCAUCAAUCGCCAUUGGCGAGAAGUGGCACUCAGUUCUCCUGAUAUUUGGACGAACGUGGUGAUAUCCAACAUCCAACCGUUCACCCUCCCGGCGCUGUGCAUAAAACGGGCCAGUAACAAGCCGUUACACGCAUUCAUUAAUAUAUGGGACGUCGAAAAUUUCCACUGCGCUGCAGUUUCCUCGCUGCUGAGACUUGGAAAUGUUAAUCGACUCACUAUAACGGCUACAUACUCGAUUCUGCGCAGCUGUUAUUUCGCUUAUUUUUGCCGAAUCAUCGAGAUAUGCUCGACGCAAUUGGAAUUUAUCGAGUGCACUUUCGUGGAUAACUCAGACGUAGCCCAUCUGACGGUACAUGACAGGAUAAUAACAGCAAUCAUCUACGCUUUUUUCUGGGAUAUCAGACGACCACACUUGGGGUCCUUGAAAUUGCAUGGUGUAGUAGGGAUCCUAAACUCCCCCUUUUUGGUCGCAAUAAGCUCAAGACUAUCCAUGUUAGACAAAACUCUGUCGCUAACCAAACUUUGCCUCGAUUUCGAUUAUGCGUCAGUUUCGUUUACGAAGCCGGAUUGGGCUGGUUUCAAAGGUCUUCUGUCCUGCUGCAAAUGCUUAGAAGAGCUUGUUAUGUAUGGUGAUAUACUCCCCUUACCGUUGGAUAUUAGCACACACAAUAUCAUCUCCCUCCGUUCGCUCCAUACGCUGGCGCUGCGCUGGCCAUGCGACGCUAAGAGCCACGAUCUCGAAAAACUGAUACGCUGCAUCAGAGCCCCUUCCCUGACAUAUCUCGAGCUUGUCGACGUGCAUUGUAACGAUCUCAACAACCUGUCCCGUAGCUCUCAUCUUCCAUUAUACCCCAACCUUCAUACAUUACGCCUUGGCCGCCAUGCCUCGCAAUGGGAGGUUCUCUGCCCCGAGUUUUACCAGUUCUUUUGCUCGGUGGGGGAACUCCAGCUAGCUAGGAGCGACUACCAUCACUUGUUGCCAGAGUCCCUCGAAGAUGAGGGCCAAUUGGCUUGGUGGCCCGCUCUGGAUAUUCUAUCAUAUGAUGGCAGCGAUUUCGACUGGCUUUAUGGUGUUGUGCGCUCUCGCGCCAGCUUAGGACGUCCUCUGCGGCGCGUCCAUUUAUCAAGGCAUCGUUUUCAGCGUGCACAACUGGACCGGCUGAAGGAAUGGGUUACUCUGGAGAGUAUGGUUGAUUGUGAUUCUGUAUUAAUAUCUGUCAAUCCCAUCGUAGAUCUGGAAGAUAUGCCGGAUAUGUCGUGUUUGCUGGAAGGGAUGUAG
This is a messenger RNA of Serpula lacrymans var. lacrymans S7.9, 1428 nucleotides long. RefSeq lists its product as uncharacterized. Bases 1 to 1428 code for a protein of 475 amino acids. The transcript has a single exon. Lineage: Eukaryota; Fungi; Basidiomycota; Agaricomycetes; Boletales; Serpulaceae. The record is from RefSeq and is a predicted model, not a curated record.